Molecule: messenger RNA, 2109 nt
Organism: Lasiodiplodia theobromae
Lineage: Eukaryota; Fungi; Ascomycota; Dothideomycetes; Botryosphaeriales; Botryosphaeriaceae
Product: Dihydroxyacetone synthase
Exons: 5
Coding region: 1-2109 (702 amino acids)
Biological process (GO): pentose-phosphate shunt
Cellular component (GO): cytosol
Molecular function (GO): transketolase activity
Source: RefSeq, a predicted model, not a curated record
AUGACAAAGGACACUGAUAUCAGUCCAAGAAUUGUUGGAAAUGGGUACCAACAGCCCGCAGUCCUUUUCAGUGACAAUGAUGCUGCUGUUCUUGCAGUCCGCAACCUUAUUUUUGAUCUAUGCACACAGCAUGGCGGAGGCCACGGCGGCUCGGCACUGGGGAUGGCGGCAAUAGGAGUGGCCCUAUGGAAGUACAUCAUGCGGUACAACCCAGCAGACCCCGAUUGGUUUGACCGAGAUCGAUUUGUGUUGUCGAACGGCCAUGCGAGCAUGUUCCUAUACGUCAUGAACCACCUUGUCGGAUAUGAUGCCUGGACGAUCGACGAGCUCAAAGGGUACGGAAGCCCCAAGGAAAACGGUUACCACACUCUGAGCCAUGCCCACCCGGAGAUCCAAGUUCCCGGCGUCGAAGUGACGACCGGGCCCCUUGGCCAAGGCAUCGCGAAUGCCGUUGGUCUUGCCAUCGCUUCGAAAAAUCUCGCAGCAAACUUCAACAGACCCGAAUGCCAGGUUGUGCAAUCCACAAUAUGGUGUAUGACGGGCGACGGGUGCUUAAUGGAAGGGGUUGCUCUUGAAGCCAUAUCCCUAGCUGGUCACCUACAGUUGGAUAACCUGGUCCUCAUCUAUGACAACAAUGCCGUUACCUGCGACGGGCCCCUGAGCUGGAUCAACACCGAAGACAUUAACGCCAAGAUGAGAUCCCAAGGCUGGGAGGUUUUGGAAGUCCAGAAUGGCACGUAUGACGUCGAUCUGGUUGCGGCGGCCCUUAGGCUUGCACAGUCGUGCACAUGGAAGCCUGUGUUUGUCAACAUCGGGACUGUCAUUGGGGUAGGCACUGCCGCGGCUGGAACCCAUAAAGCCCACCAUGGAUCCAUUGACCGGGAAGCCGUCAUCAAGUCCAAGCAGCUUGCUGGAUUGGACGCCGAAUCUACCUACGACGUGCCCCACAAAACUCUCGGGUUCUUCCGGGAGCGACGACUGCAUGGUAUUCAGCUCCAGCAGGAGUGGGAAGAACUCCUGGUCCAGUAUUCCGCUUUGUAUCCCGAAGAUGCAUCGGCCUUCACCGCACGAAUGAAGCAUAGUGUCUAUGAUGGCAUAUCCGUCUUGUCGUCGAUAGAUAGUGAAGCAUUCGUUGGAAAAUCUACGCGAGAAAGUAACGGGCACAUCUUGGAACGACUAUGGGCUGCAGUGCCGUCGCUUUGUGGUGGAGGUGCCGAUCUGGUCAACUCCAACAUGAUACGUUAUGCUGCGGAGGAUGUUUUCCUGCCACAGACAGGCUACAAGGGCCGUUACCUACGCAACGGGAUCAGAGAGCACGCCAUGGCAUCCAUCGCAAACGGAAUGGCGGCAUAUCAUCCAGGAACAUUUCUCCCAAUCACAGCCACCUUCUUCAUGUUUUAUCUCUAUGCUGCACCGGGGGUGCGCAUGGGAGCAUUGAGUGACCUUCCGGUCAUUCACAUAGCCACCCAUGACUCAUUCCAAGAAGGACAAAACGGCCCAACGCACCAGCCAGUCGAAGUCGACUCUCUCUACCGCGCCAUGCCAAAUCUGUGCUACAUCCGUCCUUGCGAUGCCGAAGAGCUCAUCGGAGCGUGGACGAUCGCCUUGUCGGCCCAAACCCGCCCGAGCAUGAUAUCGAUUGCCCGAGACCCCACGGGGCCGGUUCCCAACACCGACAGGACCAAAGUUGAACUUGGAGCCUAUGUCGUCCAUGACCCCGCGGACUACAGGCUGACCAUCGUCAGCUGUGGAUCCAAUCUCCACCAUGCCGUCGCUGCAGCCGGCUCGCUUGAGGAGAAAGGGAUGCCGGUCCGUAUUGUCAGUGCUCCGAGUCUUGAUCUAUUCGAGCUCCAGAGCGAUGGUUAUAAGGAGGGCGUCUUUGCCCGAGACGGGCGGCCGGUUGUGAGCGUCGAAGAGUAUGUGGCAACUGUUUGGGCAAGGUACGUCACGGCUAGCAUAGGCAUGACAACCUUUGGGUACUCUGCGUCCAAUCCCAGCAACUAUGCUCGGUUUGGUUUGGAUGCAGAGGGGAUUGAGAAAAAGAUCAAAGACUAUCUGACUUUUCUCAAUGGCCGUUCGGCGAGGGAGGUUGGUUGGAGACAGCUGUAG